Messenger RNA from Oncorhynchus keta (chum salmon), 9647 nucleotides. RefSeq names its product retinitis pigmentosa 1-like 1 protein. The record is from RefSeq and is a predicted model, not a curated record. The transcript has 11 exons. The annotation marks the transcript as partial. Gene Ontology annotation, biological process: axoneme assembly; photoreceptor cell development; retina development in camera-type eye. Gene Ontology annotation, cellular component: axoneme. Lineage: Eukaryota; Metazoa; Chordata; Actinopteri; Salmoniformes; Salmonidae.
UGCACCUGCCGUUAUUUUCGGGGGUCAGUAACGGAGGAAGAGAACGGAUGCGUGUUGUUCAGACUGGGACAUGGGACUAAUACUCCCUCGUGCACAGAUAGAAGAGGCACACCUGGAGUUUAGUGUUGCGUAUCUGAACUGGAGUUUACCGUUCCGUAUCUGAAAUGGAGUUUACCGUUCCGUAUCUGAACUGGAGUUUACCGUUCCGUAUCUGAACUGGAGUUUAUCGUUCCGUAUCUGAACUGGAGUUUAUCGUUCCGUAUCUGAACUGGAGUUUAUCGUUCCGUAUCUAUGGAUUACGUCUAAGACGCAGCUUCUUCCUGUGAGGCAGAGGGGUGUGGAGGUGUAUGUGAGAGAGCAGCAUGCAGUCGGCUCCAGCAGGUUUGUGGGACCCCCAUGGACCCCAGUCUAAAGAUGUCUCCUCUCUCCCCGUACACACACCCUCCGCCUCUCGCCUCUCCCAUUUGAUCGCUGCACCACCGACUAAGAGAAUCACCUUCUACAAGAGCGGCGACACUAAGUUUGCGGGAGUGAGGAUGGCCGUCCACAAACGCAGCUUCAAAUGCUUUGACGCACUACUGGACGACCUGUCGCAGAAGGUGCCCCUGCCGUUUGGAGUACGUACGGUCACCACUCCCAGAGGAAUCCACAGUAUUAAACAUCUAGAGCAGCUGGAGGACGGUGGGUGCUACCUCUGCUCUGACAGACGGCAGGCUAAACCAAUCAACAUAGAGCUGGCUGGCAAACGUCCCGCCCUCUGGCACCACAACAGUCGAAGAGUGCCACAGCGACCAGCAGAAGACCCUCCUCCUCCCAGUGCUCCAAGCCACACCCCAACACGGCAGCGACGCAUCCUAUUGGUCAGGAACAGCGACCCUGCAGUGAGGAGGAGUGUGAUUCUGAGUCGCCGCUCGGCCCGGAGCCUCCGAGUGUUUCUGGAGGGCAUCUCGGAAAUUAUGCAGUGUCACGUCAGGAAAUUAUACACGCUGGAGGGACGCAAGAUUGACAGUGCACAGAGCCUGAUGACGUGUCCAGGUGUGUUGGUGUGUGUAGGUCGAGAGCCCUUCAGACCUCUACUCCUGAACUAUGUAGCCAAGCACUCUGAGGAGAAACUACCUGGACUGGGGACGCGGUCACCUGGCAAUGGGGCCCGGUCUCCCGGUACUGGGGCCCGGUCUCCCGGUACUGGGGCCCGGUCACCUCGUAAUGGUCAGGGAGCUCGGUCACGGUCUAGUGUCUGCAGCGAAGGACACGGCAGCAAGAAGAACGUGAACUUUGGUCUGGAGACUAAGAAGACCAUCAUCCAUCCUCUCUCAGACUCUUCCAACCUCUCCACCCGCUUCUCUCUGUCCUCUGACAAGUCCUACCCUAAUGGCCUCAGCAGCCAAGGUGGCAAGGAGGCGGUGCUUAACGAUGACAUCGAGAAACGGGUACUGGUGAACAAAGACGGCAGCCUGUCUGUGGAGAUGAGGGUGCGGUUUCGUCUCCAUAACGACGAGAGGCUCCAGUGGUCCACGGAGAUUAAGAAGUCUCCCUCUGACUCUCUGACCAAUGACUGCUGUCCCCUCAGGGAAGCCCCGCCCUGCUUCCUACAGCAAGGCCAAUCAGAAAGCUGCUCAGACCAUGACUCCGCCUCCUGUGUUGUUGAAGCUGCCGACUACACCCCCAAGCCUCCACAGCGCUCCCUGGAGGAGCCACAGUCACAUUAUGCCUGCUGCUUCCAGAGACAGGAGUAUGACCUUUGGGAGAACCCCGCCCACAUCCAGACUUCUAAGCAUUCACACUCCAGGGUUAGACACACCCACUCCUCAAGUUCCUCCUCCUCCUGCCGCUCCAGCAAGUUGGUGAGGAGGCGUGCGACCCACAGGGAGUGCUCAGAGCUCGGAAGGGUUGUAAAUGGAAUGGUGGAGGUGUGUACAGUCAGCAGCAGCUGCAGCCACAGCGAGCUUAGCCUGGGUGCCACAGACAACCAGGGGGAGGAGCGUCCUCUGUCUAGCUCCUCCCAUGUGCUCCAAGCACUUCAGGACGAUGUGGAUGACCUCCCUCCCAGCGUCUCACGCUGCUGCCAUAGCAAUGACCCCCCACAAGCCCUCCCCUUGACCCCACAGCCUCCCAGCCCUAUGUCUACUUCCUCCAGGAGCAGAAAACACACCCCUGCCCUACAGGGAGAGGAGAGGGGGAGCAAAACCUCCUUCCGGCGUUCUAGUAACUCGUGCUCCUGCUGCAGAGGAGAAGUCACCCCUAAGGCCAACGAGGAGAGAGUGGACAGCUCGUUGUCGAAGGCCAGCCAAGCUUCCCACGGAUCCAGAGCUCCCUCCAAUAGAAUCAGGAUCCCUGUGGCUCCAGAGGAGGGAGAUGAUGAAGCUGAGCAGGGUGGGAAGAGGGCAGUCAGCGUCUCCGGUGGCUCAGGGGGGUCCAUUGGGUCAGUGGGGUCUAUAGGCUCCAGUGUAUGUUCUCACUGUGGGGGGUGUGACCAAGGUUACGACCUUGUGUCCUGCCACUCACAGAAGUCACAUAGGUCAAAGCGAUCUCAAGAAGAAGAAGAGGAGAGGUCAGGGAGAGGACUCUCAGGUGGCUCAGAUGAGUGUGGAUUUUCUCAGAGGACCAACAAGUCCAACUGUACCCACUUCUACCAAGAGGGCCGAGCAGCCAGCAUGAUGUCACACAUGUCUCUGCCCGAGGAGGGAGAAGAUACAGGGAAGGAGGGAGAGGUAGAGGUUGGAGAGAAAAUAGAGGAAGGGGAGAAAGACGAGAGAGCAGCCAAUGUCCUCUCAGCCAAAUGCUUCUCUUCAGUCAAGGGCAGGACCUCUAGAACCUCCCAGAAGUCUAAGGCCUCAGAAUCCCUUGCAGACAUGGAGGAACAAAUGGAAGAACCGAUGGAGGGAGAAGAGAAAGAGGGAGAGGUAGAAGAUGGAUCAGAGCAGAGAGCAGCAAGCAUUAUGUCAGUUAAAUCUAAUCUCUCAGCCAAGUCCAGCAGAUCUCAUACAUCUACCUGUAGCAAAGCAGAUGGGUCCACCAAAGCUUCAGAGAGGGCAUCGUCUCCCAGAUCAGAACCAGACGUUGCUGAGGAUACAGGAGCAGCAGAGACAGAGGAGAGAGGAGCCAGUGUUAUGUCAGCUAAAACUAACACUUCAGCAAAUUACAGCAGAUCCCAUAAGUCUACCAAAAGUCCUAAUGCUGGGGCUGCUUCUGCCAGCUCUGAAACACCUGACAUCAAUGCUAUUGAGACAACAGGCGAAGGUGAAGAGGAAGAAGUGGGAGAGAAAACAGAGGAGAGGUUAGAGAGCUCCAUGUCUGUUAGAUCUAACCUCUCAGCAAAGUCUUGUAGGUCCUGUAAGUCUACCUGCAGCAAAGCAGAACAGGUCCUUUCCGCCUACUCACCAGAGGUACCAGCUACUGAACCUGAACCUACUGGAGAGGAUGAGGGAGAGGAGAGAGCAACGAUCUCCACGUCUGUUAAAUCUAACCUCUCAGCCAAGUCCAGCAGGUCUCAUAAGUCAACCUGCAGUAGGAGUAUUAGAGUUGUUUCUCCAAAACCAGCAGCGAGUGAAACUCUAGUCAACGAUCCAGCAGACGUGGUUGCAGCGGGUGCAUUGUCAGCUAAAACCAAUGCUUCAGCAAAGUCCCGUAGGUCUUGUAAGUCUACAGGAGAUGAUGAGGGAGAGGAGAGAGAAGCAAGAGCCAUGUCAGCUAAAACGAGGGCUUCUAUCAAGUUCAGCAGGACCCACAAGUCUGCCUGUAAAGCUGCCUCUCCAAAGCCAGCCGCAUGUGAAACUCCUGUCAACGAUCCAGAGGAGAAAACAGAGGAAGAGAAGACAGCGAGUGCAUUGUCAGCUAAAACCAGUGCUUCUGUCAGAUCUAGCAGGUCUCACAAGUCUACCUGUAGUAGGAGUGUGAGGGCUGAGACACCUGUUGCUAAAGACAUCCCUGCUAUUGAAACAACAGAGGGAGAUGAGAAUGGGUCUGCUGCUGCUGCCGGAGAAACAGAGGAGAGACCAGCGAGCGCCAUUUUGGAUGACAAUAAUGCCUCAGUGAAAUCUAGCAUAUCUCACAAGUCUACCUGCAGCAAAGCAGAACGGGCCCCUUCCUCCAACUCACCAGAGGUGCCAGCGACUGAGCCUGAACCUACUGGAGAUGAUGAGGGAGAGAAGAGAGCAGCAGGUGCCACGUCAAAGUCCAGCAGGUCCCUCAAGUCUACCUGCAGUAGGAAUGUCUGGGCUGAGACUCCGGGGACUAAAGACAUCCCUGUUAUUACGACGACAGGGGGAGAGGAGAUGGUUGACGAUACAACUGCUGCUGGAGACACAGAGGAGAGACCGUCGAGCGCCGUCUCAGCUAAAACCAGUGCUUCUGUCAAGUCCAGCAGGUCUCAUAAAUCUACCUGCAGUAGGAGGGCUGAGAGUCAAAGAUCUCAACCAGCCGAUGUCCCUGUUAUUGAAACAACAGGAAGAGACGAGGUCGGAGAGAAGAAAGAGAGAGCAGAAAGUGUCAUGUCAGCUAAAUCUAAUGAUUCAGCAAUGUCCCGCAAGUCUAACAGGCCCACCUGUAAUGGAAGUAGUAGAGCAGUCUCUCCAGUGGCUCAAGAUGUUCCUGCUAUCGAGACGACAGGUGGAAAAGAACACAGAGACAAAUCCACCGCCUCUGUCAAGACCAACAGGUCUCAUAAGUCGUCCAGUGGUAGGAGGGCUGAAACUCCAACUGCAGAACAAGCUGAUGUUAAUGAGACCACCGGAAGGGACGAGAAGGGAGAGGGGACAGUGAGACCAGCGAGUGCCAUGUCGACUAAAUAUAGUGCUUCAGCAAAGUCCAGCAGAUCUCACAAGUCCACCUGUAAUAGUGGAAGUGCUAGAGCGAUCUCUCCAGCACCUAAAACAGCAGACGUCCCUGCCAUUGAAACAACAGGGGUUGACAGGGAGGGAGAGAAAACAGAGGAGAGACCAGCUAGCGCCAUGUUGGCUAAAUCUCACAUCUCAGCGAAGUCCAGUACAUCUCAUACGUCUAAUGGUAGUAACAGAAGUACGUUUCUGCACCUGAAAAAAGAGAGAGGUGAGAGAGGUGUUAGACCUGCCCCCAGCACUACAGGAAAUGACCUUGAGACAGGCAGUGUGAAAUCUGCAAAACCCCCAAAAAACGCAGAUUCCUCCACCAGACCCCUCUCCACAGCAUCACAGGCUAAUGCUAAAUCCACCAAUCAGACACCGCCUGCCACCACCGAGACCAAAGAGGAGUCUCAAAGUCAUGCCACGAGCCGACCUGCCAGCACGGCUGCACACAGAGAUGAUGAUGUCAGAGAUCAUGUCACAGAGAAGAAAGCUCCCAGCGUACGUUCUAAGAGCCCUGCUAAAGCAGAAGGAGACUCAAGAGUGGCUUCCUUCGCCCGCUCCACCAGGUCAAAGGUGAAAGUUCAGAAGGCCAGCGAGGCCCAGGACGAUGAGAUGCCAGAGACAAGGGCCUCCUUAAUGCAAGUGAAAGGUCACAGGGUUAAAGCUCAGAGUGACACGGGCAGCGUUCACUCCGUGAAAACCUCCAAAACGGAUAAGAUUGUGAUAAAAGGGAAUUCCAAACCAAAGUCGGCCCAAGUGGGAAACACUACCUCCCAGUCCUUCAAUCCCCCUGAGGGCUCCAGACCCGCCAUCCAGCUGGGUACGGCCAGCGUCAGCGAUAGCCUCCUCUCCCAGUCCCUGUCUGCAGCUGACCUGCUCAGGGGGAACAUGGCCGCCUCGCGCCUCUCCAGCCCUGCAGGGUCAAAGGUUAGCAUCCCUGAUAGUGGGAAGAGUGGGAAGAGUGGGAGUAGCCAGAGGAGAAGGAAGCUCAAACAGGAAGAGGUGGAGCUAGAGGAGCUGGGUCCCCUCUGUCUGCCCAAAACCUCACCCAUUGACAUUGUCAGUGAUUGGCUGAGAGGCAUCCCUGCUGACAGCGGCAUGGAUAACCCUGAAGAUGAGAUGAACGAGGGAAUUGAAGAGACAGAAGUAAAAAGAGAGGAAGGAGAUGAGAAAGGAGGGGAAACAGAGGGACAAGGAGGAGAGGAGACUGAGGAGAAACAAGAACCGAUUGAAACUACAGAGAUGGAGCAGGAGAACACGGCUGAAACAGGAAAACAGGAAGAGGAAGAGGAGCAGGAGAAGACGGCUGAAACAGGACAACAGGAAGAGGAAGAGGAGCAGGAGAACACGGCUGAAACAGGACAACAGGAAGAGGAAGAGGAGCAGGAGAACACGGCUGAAACAGGACAACAGGAAGAGGAAGAGGAGCAGGAGAACACGGCUGAAACAGGACAACAGGAAGAGGAAGAGGAAGAGGAGCAGGAGAACACGGCUGAAACAGGACAACAGGAAGAGGAAGAGGAAGUGGAGCAGGAGAACAUGGCUGAAACAGGACAACAGGAAGAGGAAGAGGAAGAGGAGCAGGAGAACACGGCUGACACAGGACAACAGGAAGAGGAAGAGGAAGAGGAGCAGGAGAACACGGCUGAAACAGGACAACAGGAAGAGGAAGAGGAAGUGGAGCAGGAGAACAUGGCUGAAACAGGACAACAGGAAGAGGAAGAGGAAGAGGAGCAGGAGAACACGGCUGAAACAGGACAAGAGGAAGAGGAGCAGGAGAACACGGCUGAAACAGGACAACAGGAAGAGGAAGAGGAGCAGGAGAACACGGCUGAAACAGGACAACAAGAAGAGGAAGAGGAGCAGGAGAACAUGGCUGAAACAGGACAACAGGAUGAAGAGGAGCAGGAGAACACGGCUGAAACAGGACAACAAGAAGAGGAAGAGGAGCAGGAGAACACGGCUGAAACAGGACAACAGGAAGAGGAAGAGGAGCAGGAGAACACGGCUGAAACAGGACAACAGGAAGAGGAAGAGGAGCAGGAGAACACGGCUGAAACAGGACAACAAGAAGAGGAAGAGGAGCAGGAGAACACGGCUGAAACAGGAAAACAGGAUGAAGAGGAGCAGGAGAACAUGGCUGAAACAGGACAAGAGGAAGAGGAAGAGGAAGAGGAGCAGGAGAACACGGCUGAAACAGGACAAGAGGAAGAGGAAGAGGAGCAGGAGAACAUGCCUGAAACAGGACAAAAGAAGGCUGCCCGGCAACCAGAGGAAGAGGGAGAGGUGAAAGAGGAAGAGGAAGAGAGGGGAGAGGAGGAGGAGGAAGCAGCAGUGGGGGAGAAGGAGAAGAAAGAUAAAGAAGAAGAGGAGGUAAAAAAAGAAGAAGAGGGGGAGGUGGGAGCAGAGGAGGAGGGAGAGUGCUCUGAGUGUGCUGACUGCUGCCCUGACCCAGCCCCACCCAACAAUGACAUCAGUUCUCCUUGUCAUCGCCACCUGUUCCUCAGUAGAGAGUCAGAGCUGCCUUGGAGCUGCCACUCAUCUGUGGCAGUAAUGAAGGUUUUACUGAACCCUACACUGGGCCGGUGCAGCUCCCUACCCGAGAUAAGUCCAGUGUACGGACGCAGACUGAGCUCCUCUGCUAAAGGUCUGCUGGACUGUCUGGCCCAGCUGCAGCUCAUCGACCCACCCCCUUCUCCAGCUGCAGCCCCAGGCCCUGACCGGUACCAGCGGUACCAAGAGGUCAUGGAUAUACUAGAGUCACUGUGGCUGUCUAAGCCUGACCUCGAGAAGAGGAAGGAGGGAGAGACAGAGGAGAAGGAGAGGCUAAAAGAUUCUGGUGUGGACCUGAGCAGCGGCUCAGCAGGGUCUGGGGGUUCUGGGAAGACCAGACCAGAUGAAACAGCGGGUGACAUCACUCUCAUAGCGAAGGGAGAAGGAGGGGAAGGAGGAGGAGAGGGGGAGACAGACGGAAGAGGAGGAGGAGGAGAGGGAGAGACAGAUGGAGGAGGAGAGGGAGAGAUAGAUGGAGGAGGAGAGGGAGAGAUAGAUGGAGGAGGAGAGGGAGAGAUAGAUGGAGAGACAGAUGGAGGAGGAGAGGGAGAGAUAGAUGGAGGAGGAGAGGGAGAGAUAGAUGGAGAAGGAGAAGGAGAGAUAGAUGGAGGAGGAGAGGGGGAGGUAGGAGAGGGAGAGAUAGAUGGAGAAGGAGAAGGAGAGACAGAUGGAGGAGGAGAGGGAGAGACAGAUGGAGGAGGAGAGGGAGAGACAGAUGGAGGAGGAGAGGGAGAGAUAGAUGGAGGAGGAGAAGGAGAGACAGAUGGAGGAGGAGAGGGGGAGACAGAUGGAGAGGGAGAGACAUAUGGAGGAGGAGAGGGAGAGACAGAUGGAGGAGGAGAGGGGGAGACAUAUGGAGGAGGAGAGGGAGAGACAGAUGGAGGAGGAGAGGGGGAGACAGAUGGAGAGGGAGAGACAUAUGGAGGAGGAGAGGGAGAGACAGAUGGAGGAGGAGAGGGGGAGACAGAUGGAGGAGGAGAGGGAGAGACAUAUGGAGGGGGAGAGGGAGAGACAUAUGGAGGAGGAGAGGAAGCAACAUCAGCAGAGCUGCUUUCAGACGCGGCUACCCCAGACAUCGCCAGCCAAGUGCAGAGCAGCCCAGGGGAGGAUGAGUCGUCCCCAGAGUCACCCCCAGGGACAGGUGAGAUGCUGCAGACCCUUGAGAGACUCAAAACCCCAGGGAGCCCAUCCUCUUCAGACAGCACAGCCUACAAAUCCCCCACUGACACAGAGACAGACACCCCGGAGGACACCCCCAGCUCAGGGACACCCCCGUCAGUCCAACGACCGCUGCUCACCAAGCGUGUCUCCCAGGACCCUGACCCGGUCUGGGUUCUCAACCUGCUGAAGAAGUUGGAGAAGCAGUUCAUGGCCCACUACGUGGACGCCAUGGCCGAGUUAAAGGUGCGUUGGGACCUAGACAACAAUGUGAUGUUGGACACUAUGAUCACUGAGCUGAGAGAUGAGGUGAAGAAGAGGAUCCAGAUGAGCAUUGAUCGUGAACUGAGGAAGAUUCGGGGACGGGCGGGCCGGGGGCCGCGACCCCCUAACAUGUCCCGGGAGUCAACCGUAACAGACCAGAGGAGGCGGAGGUUGAAGGUCAUGAAGGUCCAGUCGGUAAACGAGAGUGACGGAGAGCAGGGUUCAGGCGAUGUUAGCGACCAGCGCAGUGAGGACGAGUACUGUCCCUGCGACGCCUGCAUACGGAAAAAGGCGGAGGACAAGGCAAUCAAAAUGGAGGCUGUGGUUGCCAAGGCGCCGGUGAUGAUGGCGUUUGAUCUGCGUAAGAUCCUGCAGAUGAAGAAAGACCCAGAGUCUCCGGUGCCCCCUAGCCCCACACAGGGGAAGAACAAUGACAAACUGGAAGAGGGGGAGGAGGAACAGGUUGGGAAUCUAGAGGUGGUACAGGAAGACGAGGAAGAGGAGGAGGAGGAACAGGUUGGGAAUCUAGAGGUGGUACACGAAGACGAGGAAGAGGAGGAGAGAAAGGAGGAUAUUAUACCAACUGUUAUAGAGGAAGAUAUCUCUGAGAAGGAAGAGGAAGGAGUGACUGGGGGAGAGGAGGGAGAGGAGGAGGGACAGGAGAGUCACGGAGCUGAGUCUCUGAUGAGUGAAGUAGAGGAGGAAAUAGCUGAGGAGAUAGGGGCUGAAGAACAGGAGGAGGAUGGAGUGGUAGAGGGAACUGAGGAUGAGGAGGAAGAAGCAGGGGAAGGAGAGACGGGGUGUGAAAGUGCAGGAGAAGAUGGUGUGGAGGGGGCGGAGACUGGGGAG